Messenger RNA from Spizellomyces punctatus DAOM BR117, 1355 nucleotides. Its product is annotated as rDNA-binding RNA polymerase I transcriptional factor. Gene Ontology annotation, molecular function: RNA polymerase I core binding; RNA polymerase I general transcription initiation factor activity. Gene Ontology annotation, cellular component: nucleus. The record is from RefSeq and is a predicted model, not a curated record. NCBI's taxonomy places the organism in Eukaryota, Fungi, Chytridiomycota, Chytridiomycetes, Spizellomycetales, Spizellomycetaceae. Gene Ontology annotation, biological process: transcription initiation at RNA polymerase I promoter. Bases 203 to 1288 code for a protein of 361 amino acids. The transcript is spliced from 5 exons.
UUGAUUACCUCACCAUAUAAUGUGGCUAUAUAAGGAACGCAAGCAGCAUAUCCUAUCUUGACUUUUCCUCCAGGAUUUUGCUGAAGGUGGUAGGCGAACAGGUCUAGAAAUAGUUUUAUCAAUAGCCGAGACGGAGGGGGAGGACAUCAAAAGACAGGCAUUGGAGUCGACAAUCACGGUUUCCGAUUGGGAGCGGCGCACAAUGGUAUCGAUAGACCGCCCACUCGUCACUGCUUCUCCAACUAUCUUGAGAAAGGCGGGUGCAGUGAAACCGCAGAAGAGCGUUCGAUUCGAUAUGCCCGCUCCGCUAUCGCCUAUGUCCGUUGAGGCCGAGGUAUCGUCCAAUCAGCGGACCUCCACGCUUAAUGUACAAGAUGUGGGCAUUAUUGUGAAACAAAUUGGAACUGCUUUACGGAAUAAAUUGGAGGGUGACUCUUCACUUUACCUUAUUAUUAUUGAUAUCUUGUCGCGACGACCACCCCAAUCCGGUUGUCUCCCUUCAUCCUCCCUGGUGUAUUGGCUACGCGCCUUCUCUCAAAUAGUUUCCAGCCUUACACCCACUUUCCAUGACAUGGUGGACGCGAUCCUUUCACUGGAUUGGGUGUCGUGCGAAGACGAGACCGUGGCCGUCUAUGGCCAUUUAAUUCAAAACCUUGUCAGCGCCCAUGCGGUUUAUGUAGCCCCUGUAACGAGAAUGCUUGUACGAAACCUCCGUGAAGGAGGUAACUCGUCAAUAGCGCCCUCACUGCACUUUGAUCGUGUGCAUAACAUGCUUCGAAGUGUCCUCGCACUGAUACCCACCGGUCCAUCUUUUAUGCUUUCCAUCAUCACCGAAAAUUUUCCUCACAAACGCGAAGCCCUAGACGUACACGUAUACUACCUUCGAAAUGUCCUACGCAUAGUAGAAUAUGCUCCUGUAUUGCGAGAUCAAGUUUUGGCGCUUAUAAUAGAUCGUAUUGUGCAAAUUGAUGUCGAAAUUCAGGUGGAAUUGGAUGAUUUGGACGAUGAUUUAUGGGAAGAAGUCCAACGAACAGUCUUUACUACGGAGACGGAUAAUCCGGAUAGCGUAUGGAGUAAGGCGCAAACUGGCAUGGCCACCGACGCUAAUGGUGACGAGGAUGAGGAUGAUUUAGACUUUGGUUCUGAUGAUGAGGAGGAAAUUUCUCCAAUAGCGGUGGAUUUCAAGCAAGUUGUAGAAAAGUUGGAUGCAAUGUUGCGGUUGGUCUUUCAGUACAUACAGGAUUUUGCUGCCCAGAAUCCUGGAGACCCGCUACGGGGUUUUGUUUGACGUUCUUUUGAACGUCUUUGAUUCGCACAAGACUACCACCCAUAAACUGCGAUGCACACAAUUUCUG